Messenger RNA from Marchantia polymorpha subsp. ruderalis, 655 nucleotides. The record is from the annotation of a GenBank genome assembly. NCBI's taxonomy places the organism in Eukaryota, Viridiplantae, Streptophyta, Marchantiopsida, Marchantiales, Marchantiaceae.
AUUUUUGCAACAAGGAACUGUAUAUUUGUAACAGCGAGGCAUGAAGGCAGUCCGUCCGGUGAAGUCUAUCUCAAUUCAAGGCUAGGAAGCAUGAAGUGAAGACACGGCGGCAUUAUGCUUUGCAAUCACGUCCAACCUCACUCCAGACUCACUCCGAAAGUCUGCUCUCGGGCUACAACUUUCCCUCUCGCUCUUUCGUUCUUCACGGCCGGGUUUUGAUAAGCGCAGCGAGUCAAGAUAAACAUGCCCCACAUGCAAAACAUUUCCCAGCGGCAUAUUUCGCAACUCAUUGGCACAUGAUCUGGUAUCGGACGAAGACGAGACCUCCGUCAACAACAAAACACAUGUGCGAGUUGAUCUGGCGGCUCGUGAGAGCGAACGGAUGGCAAAUCCGGUGGUCCCCAGCACGGGACGAACGAAGGGAGCGAGUCAGGGAAGGAAGCAAACGAAAGGAAAGCAAAGGAAAGCAGAAGAGGGGCACUCGUAGGGUCGCCAUGUGGAAAAGUCAUGACGAUGGAUGGUGCAUCGCCCGAUUGGAUGAGCAGAUGGAACCAUGUUGCAGCCACUGAUUGGAAGAUGACAAGGAGCCAUGUCACAUGUGCUGUAUUCUGUACCAUCAUCCCGAAAAUCUAUUUUGAAAAAGGUUCUAUCUUUU